GCUUCUCACUAGGAGAGAUAGAGAGGGAUAGAGAGAAGAGGCUAGAGGUAGGAGGCCAGAUAGGUAGAGCUUGAAGAUUCGAGCUAGGCAGAAGUAUUUGAGGAAAGAGAUACCAGUGUGCAGGAUUGGUCCAAGAAUUCAGGCUUUGAAUGUUCACUGAAACAAUGGAGGUAUUUGGAAAAUCUAUGGUAGCUGUUCCUACAACUGUUAUUUAUCUGUCAAGCAUUCUGGGCCAAGAUGAUGGGCCGAACCCGGUUCACAAAUGUGAUUGGAAAUGUGAAAAUGAACACGUGUGUGGGAACAUUUACAGAUGCAGACUAACUGGGCUGACUCACAUUUGUGACAAAAACUGUAACCAGAGAAUCUUGUAUGACAACCAUAGCUCCCUUUGCAGAGUGAGCAAGCAGAUUUUUCCACUAACACCAGCUGAAGAGACGGCUGUGAAAGGAAUACGGAGGAAGCUUGAUACUGAAAGUUCACCAUCCGACAGCUGUGCUUUCAAGCGUAGGCGGGAUGCGACAUUCCAUCCAUCGCCGUUUGAGAGAUCUUUCUCUGCUGUUACUCCCAUUUGUAGCCAAGUUGGAGAUGGAAUGGACAUGAGCUAGAUUUCAUCUGCUUAUUCUACUUCCGUUUUUUAGUGUUUUACUGCUCUCAUGAGACAAUAAUGCGAAAAACACUUUGAUAAAGCCAUCUUAUGUGGCAGACUGGAUUUAUCAUGCCAAGUCUGUAGGAGACUCUUAUAUUGAACUGAAGUACCUUCCAUAACUUACUAGGUAGUUAACUUUAUCAUGCAGCCGGAGUUAUUGUUAUCACAUUUGAGCUCCACUAGUGGAACUUAAGAGCUCAAUAUCUGAUUUAUCAGGUUAUUGAAGUUCUUUGUUCAUUAUGUUAUCAACUAUUGAUGUAAUAGCUUUACCGUGCUUUCUUAUUUUGUAUUGGUUAGCAUCAUCUCAGCAAGUCCUAUUUUUCGACUUGCUCUGCAAUGGAGUUGUUUGACUUGACUAAUUUUCUUUAUAUGUAACAAUAUUACAGGGUACCAUUAUUUCUAGAAGCCUUAUUAUGACCGGAUUGUUGUUGGAAAUGUUAAAAUUGUUGUGGCCUUCUUUUAUGGACACUCAAUUUUAAGUCUAGCUCAUAUCAUUAUUGAGUUUAUUCAAGUUAAAACUGAUGUUUACUUCUUUGACUUUCUGUUUUUUCAGGUUUAGGGAUAUAAGCUGAGCUCAUUUCUGGUUAUAUGUAAUGGUGCCUUAAAUGGUGUUGUUUUUGCAGGAAUUGAAGGGCUACAAUUGGAAAAUCGAUAGCCUAAUAUAUGUGUUUAUUUAUAUUCUCUGUAUUUUCUUAAUGAGAAUCUGAGAUUUUUUAAUUAAUGAAUAUGGGAAUAAGUUUCUGAUUGUUAUAAUUAUUUAUUUUUCUUUUCAUGCAGGGUGUUUUUUCUCUAAUAUGCAUUUCCAGAAUUCAAAAGUCUCAAAUGCGGCAUGCUGUGUGUUUAUCAACAUAUUCAUGCCAACUGAAGUUGAGGCCUGUUCAUUAAAGGCACACCAUGUUCUGCUCCUACACCUUCUACCAUCGCCUAAUCUUCCUAUCAUAAGUACCCAUCUUAAACCAACAGAUUACCAGGAUUUUCAGUUUCAUCAUAACCAAUAGCUGUCCACAGACAAUAUGGCCUGCCACGUUGGCGGGUGCAGGAACUCCUGCACUACCUACAACUGGAUUUCAGUUGAACUCCGGCCAAAGUAUCUCCAUUCCAUGUACCCCAAAGUGGUCGGGCCGCAUUUGGGCAAGAACUGGAUGUACUUUUGACACAUCAGGUGCUGGAUCUUGUGAAACAGGGGACUGUGGUGGAAAGCUUGAAUGCAAUGGGAUGGGGGGCAAACCUCCCUGUUCUCUCUUUGAGAUCACUGUCGGAGGUUGGGAAGAUAAAGAUUUCUAUGAUAUCAGCUUGGUCGAUGGCUACAACUUACCAAUGAUAAUGGCCCCUAUAGGGGUUCAGUGCAACAGCACUGGUUGCAUUUCCAAUCUCAACAUGGGUUGUCCUAAAGAGCUUCAAAUGGUUGGGGGAGAUGGGGCUGUCAUUGGGUGCCAGAGCGCCUGUGAGGCUUUUCAAAUGCCUGAGUAUUGCUGUAGCGGAGAGUAUGCCAAUCCAACAACUUGUAAACCGUCCUUCUAUUCUAAAAUCUUCAAAAAUGCUUGUCCCAGUGCGUACAGCUAUGCAUUUGAUGAUGGAACCAGCACCUUUACCUGCAAGGCUGAUCAGUAUCAGAUCACCUUUUGCCCCAACGGGACCAAUAAUGGCAACAAUUCAACAAGCGCUCCACUUCUACCACCACUGCCGCCUUCUCCACCUAACGGCGGUACAGUUGCUACACCUCUACCACCACUGCCUUCUCCACCUAAUGGUGGUACAGUUACUACACCUCCACCUUCUCCACCUAAUGGUGGUACAGUUACUACACCUCCACCUUCUCCACCUAAUGGUGGUACAGUUGUUACACCUCUACCACCGCCACUGGUUACGCCUCUGCCGACACUGGUUACGCCUCCGCCGCCACUACUUGUACCGCCACCACCUGCUCCACUUAAUGGAGGUGUAGGUGUGAUGCCUUCACCUCCAGGUCUUGGCGUCGCUACACCUCCACCUCCUCCACCUUUUAGCAAUCCAGUUGAUGGGCCUCCACCCCCAGCUAUUCCACGACUUAAAAGAAAGACUGGGAAUUCCAUGCCUGAAGCAGGGAUUGUUUCAUCUUCAAAAAAGAGUCUACCCUUCUCAACAUUUACCAUAACCGUUAUGUUUCAACUGUUUCUGCAAAUAUAGAUUGCUAAAACAAUUUUCAGCUUUGGCAUAUGAAAAAGCCGCCAUUAACCCAUUACUGUAAAAGUUUGUAAGAGUUCACAAUGAUGCUAAUUUGUUAUUAAAUGGGUUUUCUAUGAAAUGUUCACUAAGAGCCCGUUCUGUAACUUUGAUUUUACACGUUGAAUUGUGUAAUUGUAAGAUUAUAAGAUAAAAUAAGGUUGGAGUUACUUUUCAUUGGUUGAAA
This is a messenger RNA of Cuscuta epithymum, 3035 nucleotides long. The record is from the annotation of a GenBank genome assembly. Lineage: Eukaryota; Viridiplantae; Streptophyta; Magnoliopsida; Solanales; Convolvulaceae.